UCUCUGACUUUGAAUACAUAUAAGGCUCUCCAGAUUGUCAUCAACCUGCAGCGUUCUUGGACUUUCCUGCUCGUCCUGUUUUCUUAACUGCAAGGUUGAACUCUGUUCUCUAAGAAUUCCCUCUCUUUGUUUCACUGUAUUGAGACAGACACAAUGGCCAUAAAGGCAAUUGGUUUCAUUGAAGGUUGUCUACCUGAGGAAUUAAAGAAGGUCAUCCCGUUGAAGGGGGCCAUGACUAAUGAGGUGUACCAAUUAAACUGGCCGACUAAGAAUGGUGAUCAACUCCGGAAAGUUCUGGUCCGGGUUUAUGGAGAAGGGGUUGACCUGUUUUUCAAUAGGGAUGAUGAAAUUAGGACCUUUGAGUGCAUGUCCAAGCACGGUCAGGGGCCCCGUCUUCUUGGACGGUUCCCAGAGGGACGUGUUGAGGAGUUCAUUCAUGCUAGGACACUAUCAGCUGCUGACCUCCGUGAUCCUGAAACAUCUGCUAUUAUAGCAGCUAAGCUGAGGGAGUUCCACAAUCUGGAGAUGCCUGGUUCAAGAAAUGUAGUACUUUGGGACAGAAUGAGAAACUGGCUUAGUGAGGCUAAAACUUUGUGUUCAGUAAAGGACAAAAAGGAUUUUGGGUUGGAUACUUUGGAGGAAGAAAUUAACAUGUUGGAGAAGAAACUGUCAGAGGACUGUCAAGACAUUGGCUUCUGUCACAAUGACUUGCAGUACGGUAACAUAAUGAUGGAUGAAGAAACCAGAUCAAUCACUAUAAUCGAUUAUGAAUAUGCCAGUUACAAUCCUGUUGCUUAUGACCUUGCGAAUCAUUUCUGUGAAAUGGUAGCAAACUACCACUCUGAGGCACCUCACUUUUUGGACUACAGGAAAUAUCCAGGUCUGGAUGAGCGCCAGAGAUUUGUGCGUCUAUAUCUGAGCUCUGCAGAGUACGAACCCAGUGAUGCUGAGGUGGCACAAUUGGUCGACAAAGUAGAGCAGUACACAUUGGCAAACCAUCUCUUUUGGGGGUUAUGGGGAAUAAUCUCGGGUUAUGUGAACAAAAUUGAAUUUGACUACAUGGAGUACGCGAGGCAGAGGUUUCAGCAAUAUUGGUUAAGAAAACCUGCAUUAUUGGGUUCUUGAAUCAAAGACUAUCGUAGCUUAUUUUUCAUGUAGAGGGCUUCCAGGUUACCUGUGUGAUGUUCAUAUAAAAUGUAGCUGUUUAUGCCUUUGACAGCACAUAAAAAUUCGUACGGGAUGAGACUUGUGUAUAAUGAUUUCUUUCUCAUGUGUUUGCAAAUAACUUGUACAAGUACUCUCGUGAGCUUUAUUGUAUAGCUUGAAGGAGUGUUUUAUAUAAAUAGGAUUGUGCCCAAGCAUAUACGAUUGGGAGCAUAUU
Messenger RNA from Fragaria vesca subsp. vesca, 1381 nucleotides. Its product is annotated as choline/ethanolamine kinase-like. The record is from RefSeq and is a predicted model, not a curated record. Gene Ontology annotation, cellular component: cytoplasm. Lineage: Eukaryota; Viridiplantae; Streptophyta; Magnoliopsida; Rosales; Rosaceae. The coding region runs from base 154 to 1125 and encodes 323 amino acids. Gene Ontology annotation, biological process: phosphatidylethanolamine biosynthetic process; phosphatidylcholine biosynthetic process. The transcript has 9 exons. Gene Ontology annotation, molecular function: choline kinase activity; ethanolamine kinase activity.